This is a messenger RNA of Symbiodinium natans, 3723 nucleotides long. The record is from the annotation of a GenBank genome assembly. Lineage: Eukaryota; Dinophyceae; Suessiales; Symbiodiniaceae.
AUGUCGGAGCAGCAGUAUCCCAAAGCUGGACACAUGUCGCCACGCAGGAUCCACUCCGCCCACGAAGCUCGCAGGCUCGAAGAGGCUGGUGCAGCUCAUUCGGAACAUGAUGCAUCCGUCUACUGGCAUCCACACUAUGGCUGGGUCGAACGGGAGCCGGACGACUUCAAGAUGGUGCAUCCCGCAAGGCUGCCGGAACGGCCACUUCCUUCCGGCUGCGGUGCAUACUACCCACCACCUGAUUCGCCGCGGCUGGAAUACCAGCGACAUACCAAGCCACAUGGACCAAAGCACGUGUGGGAGACCUCCGAGGAGCAUGCUGGGCAUCCGGGCCGCAGCCAAGCACGCCGCCCUGGGAUGCCUCAGAGCGGGAAAGGGAUGAAGGGGCCACCUCCCAAGCACUUGAGCAACGGGAGCCAGAUGCUGCUGGAGAGUGAGACUUUGCCCAGCCAACUGUCGCCUGGAGCAGACGACUCCACCACCUUCCACGAAACUCCACAACAUCUUGCACCGUCGCUUGUGUCUUCCCCACUUUCCGAGCACCUGCAGUCUCAUGCUUCCACAGCGCCCGGGCACUUCCCCUUUGCGCACGAGUACGAGGGGCACAGGGCAGCAAUGCCGGAGCAGUAUCCCAAAGCUGGACACAUGUCGCCACGCAGGAUCCACUCCGCCCACGAAGCUCGCAGGCUCGAAGAGGCUGGUGCAGCUCAUUCGGAACAUGAUGCAUCCGUCUACUGGCAUCCACACUAUGGCUGGGUCGAACGGGAGCCGGACGACUUCAAGAUGGUGCAUCCCGCAAGGUUUCCGGAACGGCCACUUCCCACUGGCUGCGGCGCACGGUACCCUGCCCAUCACGCCCCUGAUGUUCCACACUACUUCGCUGAGCAAAGCAGCCAGCCCCACAGACCGCUCGGUCAACAUUCUCAAUUUGCAGCACCUGGAAGCGAUGGUCAUCAACGUCAGUUUGUGUCUGGACAAGAGCUGGACGAGAGCAGCCGAGCGCAGCUGUGGGAAGCAAGAGCAGCCCCACAACAACACAUGGCACCGCCCCCUCACAUGUCGGGCGCGAGUCGGCUGCAGCAGCAAAUGCUUCUGCUUCAGCAAGAGCAGGAGAUGCUGCUGUCACUGUCCAACUCCAGGCAUAUGCCUUCGCAUGCUCAAGAGUACAUCGCUCCAUCGGAUGCGAAGGCUGUCCCUUCGAGACUCCAGUCCCAGCAUUCGACAGAAGAUCCGGCCAGGAAAGGUGUGCAGAAGAGUCCGAGGCAAGAAAGGUCCAUACCACCUACACAGACAUCAUACCCGCUGGCGCAGCAUUUUCUUCAGCAGCACGGACUGAACGAUCAACAAGAGGACCCUUUUGCAAGGCAGACGGUGCAGUCCACCUUCAAAAGCGGAAAAACACAGACACAGGCCAAGCAACUUUCCCCAAGCCACUCGCCAGUUCAUUCUGCUCUUCAAUCUCAGCAGGACGAGCUGCUCUACAGUGCUUCGACCGGGCAAGGUAUGCAAGGUUCUCCAAGCCUUCGUACCUUAGCAGCUUCAACAUCAGCUCCUGCCUACCCACGAGCCAGGGAACUUGAGCAUCAACGGCGACUGCUGCAAGAGAGACACGAUGAACUGCGAGCCCAUCCUCAAGGCAAUCUCAGCUGCACACCUCGAACUCAGCACCGCAAAGGUGGAGGCCUUGUGCAAAAUGCGGCCAAGGCCAUGUCGAGAUCAUCAUCAGCAAAAGCCAUCACGGCAAAGGGAAACAACAGCAGGUUUCCGGACUCGGGACCUCCACGGAGCCCAAGUGUCCCAAGAAGUCCCGGGACCAACCGACCAGCACACACUGCUGUGAUCAAGGAUCUUGGCAAAACGGCUGUCUUUGUGGAGCCCAUUACGGCUGGAAGGCGCACGCCGAGAAGUCAGACAGUUCAGACAGUUCAUCCCAAGCCUGGCCACAAAGAGGCCCGUCCCAGAGCCGUCGAACGUUCUGGGAGCCCCUUUGCGGGGCACAGGGCCUCUCCAGUGCGAUCGGAUCGAUCUGCACCUGCAGCGGCAGUGCGACCGGCGCGAGCAGCGCAACCAGCCCGACCAGCGCGACCAGAUGGCACAAAGCCUGUCAGCCCGUCGAGGGGCUCCAGCCACUCAAGUCCACGGAGCCCGCGGAGUCCGCGGAGUGAGCGGAGUCCACAGGGCCUCGCAAGCAACCCAAGGGUCAACCGACAGGUCCAGCCCAAAGCAAAGCCAACAAAGAUCAAGGCUUCAGACGAGAGUCUUCGGGGCUCGGGAGCCGCGGCUCCAGCUGAGCGCCUGCUGUGCGGCUUGGCUCAGCGGACUCAACAGCUUCAGCAAAGGCCGUUAGGGGAUCCCUCUCCGGAGCGUCUUCCGAGGAAGCCUGCAGUGCCCUUGGCGCCGAGGUCUCCGAGAUCGCAGACACCACCAAAGAAGAGCCCCGCGGGCCACGCGGGCCCCGCGGGCCUCGCGGGCCUCGCCUCAUACCUUCCAGGCGGUCCUGCAGAGCCGUCCAAGCCUAGUGCAGACUUUGCGGACAAAGUGGCAGCUUUGCCCUUGCAACCCGACAAGACUAAGAAGUCCGAGGAGAGUCAAGGGGGCCGUGUGUACAUGGGUUUCCGUGAUGGCAAGGGACAGAAAAGUGGCUAUGGAGUGAUGCAGGCGGACGGCACGACCUACACUGGCCAGUGGUGUGGAAGUAAGCGAGAAGGUUAUGGAACCCUGUUCUUCAAAGGUGGUGUCUUUGAAGGUCAGUGGCUGCAAGGCAACGCACAUGGAAGAGGAGCCAUCCAUUUUCAAAAUGGAGAUACAUUCGAAGGGACCUAUGCGCACAACAAGAAAUGUGGACAUGGAGUCUACACUUGGGCAGAUGGCACCAAUGAGGCAGGUGAGUAUCUCGGGGGUCAAAAGGAUGGCAUCCACCUGUGGCGCUCGGGGAGCGAAUCGUGGGAGGUGGUUUAUGAGAAGGGAACAGUCGUAGCCACGCGACGAGUGGACACUGCAGACGCAGCAGACACAGUGGACAGGAGUGACACGGUGACAACAGCGAAAGAGGAUGUGACGGACCUGAGACCACACAGAAGCUCCGAUGUGCCAAGCGUCUCGGCUGCCCCGACUGCUGCGGAAGCCAGAACAGCAAGCACAGCGAGAGCGGGCUCGGAGAAGGAGACGCCGAGGGCCCUGGACAAGGCACGGCCAGCGCCGAGGCCCACUCCGCCCCCAAGUCCGCCCUGCCCGAGUGCGAAGGCUGGCCAGCUUGGCAGCCUGCCGAGCAACCGCUGCCGCUCGGACAGCGCCUUCCGGGCGCAAGGGUUCACAGACCAAGAGAUCGCUCUGAUUGAGCGCCGGAGUCCCCCAAGCUCACCGGCUGCGGCACCCGACAGAGCUGCACAGCCCGGAGGUUGCAGUGUCAGAGUCUAUUUCCCCACAUCAGCCCGAAGCAGAACCAGGGACACAAGCCGAGGUCCUUGCGGUGCUGCCCCCCGUGUAUCAGCUCCUGAAGCCGCUACUGCGGAUGCCGCGGCUGGAGCGGCUGCACCUGCGUGGCCGCAGGCAGCAGCUGCUCCAUCUGAGGACUCUUCAGCGCAGCGGGUGCAGGAGAUGGAUAACGACUCAGACGAGGCCCCCACACGCCUCAGAGAGACGACGCCUGAACGGCCCGAGCGGCCGGAGGAUGUCUCACCCUUCGAAGUUGCCACCUUUUCAGAAAAGGGGUCAUGCGACUGA